Homo sapiens (human) is the source of this 1038-nucleotide messenger RNA. RefSeq names its product methylcrotonyl-CoA carboxylase subunit 2 (gene MCCC2). Gene Ontology annotation, biological process: L-leucine catabolic process; coenzyme A metabolic process. The record is from RefSeq and is marked reviewed. Gene Ontology annotation, molecular function: ligase activity; methylcrotonoyl-CoA carboxylase activity. Gene Ontology annotation, cellular component: mitochondrial matrix. NCBI's taxonomy places the organism in Eukaryota, Metazoa, Chordata, Mammalia, Primates, Hominidae.
AGCUUCCGCCCCAGCCAGGGAAGCGGCAGGGGAAAGCACCGGCUCCAGGCCAGCGUGGGCCGCUCUCUCGCUCGGUGCCCGCCGCCAUGUGGGCCGUCCUGAGGUUAGCCCUGCGGCCGUGUGCCCGCGCCUCUCCCGCCGGGCCGCGCGCCUAUCACGGGGACUCGGUGGCCUCGCUGGGCACCCAGCCGGACUUGGGCUCUGCCCUCUACCAGGAGAACUACAAGCAGAUGAAAGCACUAGUAAAUCAGCUCCAUGAACGAGUGGAGCAUAUAAAACUAGGAGGUGGUGAGAAAGCCCGAGCACUUCACAUAUCAAGAGGAAAACUAUUGCCCAGAGAAAGAAUUGACAAUCUCAUAGACCCAGGGUCUCCAUUUCUGGAAUUAUCCCAGUUUGCAGGUUACCAGUUAUAUGACAAUGAGGAGGUGCCAGGAGGUGGCAUUAUUACAGGCAUUGGAAGAGUAUCAGGAGUAGAAUGCAUGAUUAUUGCCAAUGAUGCCACCGUCAAAGGAGGUGCCUACUACCCAGUGACUGUGAAAAAACAAUUACGGGCCCAAGAAAUUGCCAUGCAAAACAGGCUCCCCUGCAUCUACUUAGUUGAUUCGGGAGGAGCAUACUUACCUCGACAAGCAGAUGUGUUUCCAGAUCGAGACCACUUUGGCCGUACAUUCUAUAAUCAGGCAAUUAUGUCUUCUAAAAAUAUUGCACAGCUCAGACUGCUUUCUUUUUUUUUUUUUGAGAUGGAGUCUUGCUCUGUUGCCCAGGCUGGAGUGCAGUGGUGCUACCUCGGCUCACUGCAAACUUUGCCUCCCGGGUUCACGCUAUUCUCCUGCCUCAGCCUCCUGAGUAGCUGGGACUACAGGCGCCCACCACCAUGCCCGGCUAAUUUUUUGUAUUUUUAGUAGAGACAGGGUUUCACCACAUUAGCCAGGAUGGUCUCGAUCUCCUGACCUCGUGAUCUGCCGACCUCGUGAUCCGCCCGCCUCGGCCUCCCAAAGUGCUGGGAUAACAGGCAUGAGCCACCGCGCCUGGUCAAAU